Aspergillus calidoustus is the source of this 1734-nucleotide messenger RNA. The record is from the annotation of a GenBank genome assembly. NCBI's taxonomy places the organism in Eukaryota, Fungi, Ascomycota, Eurotiomycetes, Eurotiales, Aspergillaceae.
AUGAAGCCGCCUCGGCAACGGGUCGCCAUUGUCGGCUCGGGCAUGGCGGGCCUGGUCGCUGGGUAUCUAUUGGCGAAUGAUAAGGAGGGGAGGUUUGAUGUUGAGGUUUUGGAGAUGCAAGAUCGCCUGAGCCUCGACUCGGCGAGUUACACGCUCCCGCGAGAGUUCUCGCGCAGUGGAACCGGAACCGGGACCAGGAACGAAUCCAGGCACGGGGAUGGCUCAACACAGAACUCUGCAAAACAUCGAAACGCACCUGAAGAGAUAGAAAAAGAGAGAGAAGAAGAAAGAGUCGACCUCCCCAUGCGCGCCUUUGCCGCUGGGUACUACGACAACCUGCGCAAACUGUACAGCCACCUCGGCGUGCAAUUCGACGAGCCGCGAUUCGUCUAUUCGCUCUCGACACUCGACUCGACCGACGACGACACAGCGACGAAGAAGCGCACGGCGACGAAAGGGGGAAACUACUUUAUCCAUUCAUCGAACAACCACAUCCUCCCGCCUAUCCGACCCGCGGGGCUCUCGAUCGCGAGAUGGGUGGUCGAGGUCGCGUAUUUACUAUUUUGGUAUACGUGGUUCACCCUCGCUGCUUUCUUCAUCAGACCGAGGACGAUAACGACCAAAACCACGACACGACAAAAGGACUUUUACUCCUCUGGGGGACUCACGACGACGACAACGCACUCGAGCGAAACGCUCCGCUCGUACCUCGCUCGCAUCUUUCUUCCGAAUUACUACACAACGCGCUACUUCCUCCCGCUAAUGUCCAGCGUGACGACGUGCACCCACGACGAGCUCCUCGACUUCCCGGCAAGCGACAUCGUCGCGUAUGCGCGACGCACGUUCCGCCGCCCGCAUUAUACUGUCCGCGGCGGGGUCCGGCAGGCGGAGGGGAAGCUCUCUGCUGGCCUUAGGGUACGCUUCGGGGCGAGGGUCGUGAGCGUCACGAGCCUCGAAGAUGGAAGGGUUAAGGUGCGGUGGAGGUCGACGUCAAAGAAGGUCCGGACCCACACUUCUUCAGCGCGAAUGAACGGUGGGGCCUCAGCGUCAGCGUCAGCUGCAGAAUAUGACGUUGCGGAGAGGCGCGUGGGGGCCGAAGCGGAGGAGGUGGAGGAAGUACUAGAGGAAAUCUACGACAAAGCGAUCAUCGCCGUGACGCCCGAUGUUGUCGGUUCGAUUUUCGAGCCCCUUGUGCGGGAGAUGAAGGAUAUACCCACGACGUCGGUCCAGUCGGUUGUGCAUCAGGACUUCGCGCGGAUCGGGGAUUGUAGUACGCAGUUGAGGCGGAAUCCGCGGUUUGCGAGUCGGACGGCAAGAUCGAGUUCGUCUUCGUCCUCGACUUCCGCUUCUGGUCCUGUCUCAGCAGCUAUUCACAUGUACACAAACCUCCGCACCGGGAAGACAGAAUCCAUCCACGAACACCUCAGCUCGAUGCUCAUCACGACAUAUCCAAUCGACGAAGCCAUCGACGAAUCGAAGAUCUUGCACCGCGCAACAUUCACACGGGUUUUACGGAGUCCUCGAAGCCGGGAGAUCGUGAAUGGAAUCUUCAGACCUCAAGUGAACUCCCGACGGCACAUUGAGGAGUCUCGAAAAGGGUGGAAGAAUGGCGACGGUAAUGUCUACCUCGUUGGCGGGUGGUGCUGGGAUGGUAUGGUUAUGCUGGAAGGGUGCAUUGUUUCGGCCAUUCGGGUUGCGGAUGCGCUCGGGGUUGAUGUGCCUUGGGCUCGGUAG